UCCCGGGCGGAGAAGCCCCUGUCCGCUCGCUGGAGAUUUGGGGAUGGGGAAGGAGGGGGGAUGUGGUGCACACGGGAAUCGCACUGUUUCUUAAAAAACUCCUUUUUCAAAAUCACUCCCUCAUCCUUGGAUCUGUACGGGAGCUAUUACAACUCUACUCUCUAAAAAGUUUCCUUGACAGCGUUAACUUUUUGUCUUUAUUAUUUUUUUUUUGGCUCCAUCCCCGCGUUUCUCCCUUCCCUCCGCGGUUUCCGAAGGCACCGGCCGGGGGUUUUUGCCGGUGCCGAGGUGUUGUCGUACCUCGGGUCCCCGUGUGCGAGUCGGUGCAGCCUGAACAAAGCCGCAGCAGCAAUUGCUUCGCUGUGGGAUAUUUGGAGGGGAUCUCGCUAAUCUCUGCGCGUUGGCUCGAAUUAAACAGCACGAAAAUGGAGAAGUUGUUCUGACUUAAAAAGACCCGUAUUCCUGUCUCCCAUCCCCGAUGCCUGCAGGGCUGGCAUCGGACCAUCCUCAGCCACAGAUCAGGCUGAUUUAAAUUUUUUUCUUUCUCCCCCGAUAAAAAGUUUUGGAGUUGGGUUUCGGAGGGAGGCAAAUCAGCCUGGGUGAUUUUUACAGCACCGUUAGUGGUUGUAAUCCCGGGAGGCUGAUGAACGAAAGGGAUCACCGAGAUGCACCUCUGUUCUGGCUGCCAGGAGAGCAACAAUCUUAUUUUACUGCAAGGAAUCGUCGCCAGCUGGUGGAUGAGCCGAGGUGCCGGUGCCUCAGACACUUUGAUCCUGCGUGGAGCUGAGCUCGGUGGGGCUGUGAGCGUGGCAAGGCUCCGUGUGCCGGGGUCGUGUGUGGGGAGUGCCGUGGGCCCCGGCGCUGCUCUGCGGAGGGGUCAGGGAGCUGGGGAUGUGCCGAGGAUUUUUGACAAAAAGCAGAAGUGUCACCGGAGGAAAAAAAAAAAAAAAAAAAGAAACAAAGCGCAGCAAGGGAAACCGUUCUCCUGUCGGCUCCCACGAGAACCUGUGCCUCGUUCUCCGGAACAGCCGUAAAAUUGCAGGGAAAACAAAGCUGGGGGUGUUCACUCUCCCUCCACGAGUAUGGCAACGACUGCACAGUACAGACAGCUCCUAAAUGACUAUGGCCCCCCAUCUCUAGGCUAUACACAGGGGAUGCAGGGUACCAGCAGCAGUCAAGUCCCACAGAGCAAAUAUGCAGAGCUUCUAGCUAUCAUAGAAGAAUUAGGAAAAGAGAUUAGACCCACAUAUGCUGGGAGCAAAAGUGCGAUGGAGAGGCUAAAAAGAGGCAUCAUCCAUGCCAGAGGGUUAGUUCGGGAAUGCCUGGCCGAGACGGAGCGAAACGCGAGGUCUUAGCCCGCCGAUUCAGCUGCGAGAUCUUCCAUCUCUCUUCCCGAAGAAAAAGGAACACUUAUUCCUUUUGACUCUUGAAAGGUUCACACAAAUUCCUUUCUUUUGAAUGUUUUGCCUUUCUCAUUUUGCCCUUGCAAAAAUGUAUAGUUAAGAAUGGGCAAAAAAAAAAAACAAACAAAAAGAAAACCAACCAAGGAUUUUUCAACUUACCGAGGGUUUGCAUUUUGUAAAGAUGUUGAAACUCCCUGAGAUGUUUCUAAAACAUGGAAACUGAAGUGCAUGCAGAGGAAUGCUCUCUCUCUCCCGGGCUAUAUUUCAGUUCUCUUCUUAUCCAGCCACAGCCUCAUUCUGUUUUUUUUUUCCUUCAGCUGUAUUCACUUAUCCCCAAACUGUCAAUCUUUCAAAGUUUGGCAGAAGCUCUAAGGAUUUUUUUAAUCAAUGCAGAAUAGCAUGCUGUACCUAGUAGUCUGCUACGUCACAAUUUGUCAUACAGCAUAGACCCUGCUUAGAAAUAACCUCCCCUUUCUCUUAUUUUCCCUUUUUUUUGUUCAUUUUGCAUAAACAUUUGCAUGACUGUUAGUGCUUUGAAGUCCAUUUAAAGUGCAUGAGCUAUAUGGAAAAUAGGGAAACCUAUUAAAUAAUAACAAGGUCCUGGAAAGCUAAUUCCUACAUAAAGGCUGGAGAUUUCAGUUUAAAGUUUGCCAAAAAAAAAAAAAAAAAAAAAAAAGGAAAAUUCUGGAUAAAUGACUAAAACUGUUAUUUGCAUCUUUGUAUGUAUUUAUUACUUGACGUAAUAAAGCUUAUUUUCAUUAACAGUUUGUAUUAAAA
Molecule: messenger RNA, 2180 nt
Organism: Myiozetetes cayanensis
Lineage: Eukaryota; Metazoa; Chordata; Aves; Passeriformes; Tyrannidae
Gene: CDK2AP1
Product: cyclin dependent kinase 2 associated protein 1
Exons: 4
Coding region: 1083-1355 (90 amino acids)
Cellular component (GO): cytoplasm; nucleus
Source: RefSeq, a predicted model, not a curated record